AUGGACAGGUUCCUAUCCAAUAGAUUUCAAACUUUGGAAACUCUAGCGGGACUAAAGGGUACAACAGCGGCGAAAGCUCCAAAGCACCAACCCGCACGACACCACCAGGAAGCUGGCACUAAAAGGCUAGGAGCCUUUCAGGCAAGCGUGACCAAGUUCAUCUGCCAAAUGUGCCAAACUAAUGAGCACAAGUUACGCAACUGUCCACAAUUCCUCAACAAAACACCUGCUGAUAGAAUCGAUUUUUUGAAAGGCAAAAAAUGGUGCCUGAAUUGUCUUAGUACUGGACAUACUGUGUCAAGAUGCACAAACCCAUUUAAUUGUAUCAAGUGCCACUCGCGACACAACACGCUCCUUCAUAUUGAGACAGCUCAAACAAAGGCAACGACACUUGGGACCUCUUCAGAUUCUGCGACUAAUUCUGCGUCAACAUCCAAUCAGGCCCAAGCCAAACGCAAUUCAACAAAAUCAAACAAGCAUACAAGCAAAAACGUGAAGUCUUGCUAUGCGAAUACAAACACAGGUGUGUUAUUAGGGACAGCACGCGUCAACAUUUAUUUCAAUGGUACGAACUAUUCCGCUAGAGCACUUAUUGAUUCUGGUUCAGAGUGUUCUUUCAUCACUGAAAGACUAAAACGCAGAAUUCACCUGCCGUCAAAGCGUAUGCAUGCCCAAGUUUCGGGCAUCACUAAUACAACUACGGCGCAGGUUAAAGAAGAGUGCAACAUCGAAUUGCGGUCUCCUGUUGACCCAUUGUUCCGCUUAAAUACCUCAGUGCUCGUGCUAGCACAACUGACUGGAAAUCUUCCUACUUGCCACAUUAGUGCAGUGACUAAGCAAGCAUUUCCAGAUCUGAUUCUAGCGGAUAAACGAUUUUUCGUGAAUGAACCCGUAGACCUUGUUCUGGGUGGCGACAUAUAUCCACAAAUUAUUCUGAGCGGGCUUAAGAAGAACAUAUUAAACACACUUCUAGCCCAAGAAACAGUAUUUGGUUGGAUAAUAACGGGGCGAACUGAUACCACGAAUCCAGGAACGAAUAUCGUCUCAUACUACAGCGAAGUAAGUCUGGACAAGCAACUGAGUGCCUUUUGGGAGCUUGAGGAGAUUCCAAGGAACAAAAGCCCUAAUGAAGACGACAAGUACUGCGAGGAGCUGUAUCAGAAGAAAGGAAGGAAAAUACAUCGUGUCACUACCAUUUAG
Molecule: messenger RNA, 1200 nt
Organism: Rhagoletis pomonella (apple maggot)
Lineage: Eukaryota; Metazoa; Arthropoda; Insecta; Diptera; Tephritidae
Exons: 1
Coding region: 1-1200 (399 amino acids)
Source: RefSeq, a predicted model, not a curated record